AUGGCUGUCGAGCCGGGCCUUUCUGCCGAGCAGGUGGCCGCCUUUGACCGUGACGGCUACCUUAUCAUCCCGGAUGCGCUGCCGCCUGCGGCCGUCGCCGCCCUGCUGCAGGAGACGCACCGGCUGCUCGCUGAAGACUUCACGCUCGAGGGCCACCCGCUGACCAAGUUCCAGACGGGCGGCGACGACGGCCAGGAGCAUGUUGGUGAUGACUACUUUUUGGGGUCGGGCGACCAGGUGCGCUUCUUCCUCGAGGAGGACGCGUUUGAUGCGACGACGGGCAAGCUGGCCAAGCCCAAAGAGCGCGCGGUCAACAAGAUCGGCCACUACCUGCACGUCCUGAACCCAGUGUUUGCCAAUGUGACAUCCCCGAAAGACAAGGACACUGCCCCGGAAUUUGCCGAGGCUCACCCCGUGGGACCGAUCGCGCGGAGCCUCGGCUUUCGCGACCCGAGAUGCCUCCAGAGCAUGAUUAUCUGCAAGCAGCCCGAGAUUGGCGGCGCUGUGCCGCCGCACCAGGACAGCACCUUUCUGUACACCGACCCGCCGAGCGCCGUGGGGUUUUGGUAUGCGCUGGAGGACGCCACGGUGAGCAACGGCUGCCUGUCAUUCUGGCCCGGCUCUCACAAAACGGCGCCUGUCCGCAAACGUCUGAUGCGUCGGGACGAUCGGACCGGCACCCACAUCGUCGACAACCCAGGUCCACAGUUCCCAAAGGAGAGUGCCGCUCCAAGGGGCAGUCUAAUCGCCCCCUCCGCCGAAGACGAUGCGAGCAAAUAUGUACUGGGCGAGGUCAAGGCCGGCUCGUUGGUGCUGAUCCACGGCAACCUGCUGCACAAGAGCGAGAAGAACACGAGCGACAAGGGCCGUAUCAUUUAUACCUUCCACGUUAUCGAAGGCCAAGGCACGACGUACGACGAGAAGAACUGGCUGCAGCCGCCGGCCGAGGGUUUUACAAAGCUAUAUAUGCAUGAGCUGCCUGGUUGA
Messenger RNA from Sporothrix schenckii 1099-18, 987 nucleotides. RefSeq lists its product as uncharacterized. Bases 1 to 987 code for a protein of 328 amino acids. NCBI's taxonomy places the organism in Eukaryota, Fungi, Ascomycota, Sordariomycetes, Ophiostomatales, Ophiostomataceae. The transcript has a single exon. The record is from RefSeq and is a predicted model, not a curated record.